AUGUCCCAGCCAUUGAAAUUUCAAUUUAUAGAGUUCAAGGAUGGAAUCUCGGAGGGCCGCUAUUCGGACAACCGGCAGUCGCGAUCUAAACAGCCUCAGAGUGAACAGCUGCCAAGUCAACAUUCGCAGGGUAAACCCUCGAAGCAGAAAUCGCAUGAUGAAGCAUCACAGAGCCAAGGUACAAAUAGUCGAAGCCCGUGUCGCAAAGAGUCAGAGGACCAACCUCCGCGACGUCAGCAACCACCAAGUCAACAGUCACGGGGCGGAUUGUCGAAGAGCGAAGGUUGGAAACUGGACCCUGUAACAAAAGAAACACUCCAGGAAUAUAGGCGGCAGGUCAAAUCUCGAAAGGAAGCAAAAAGGGGAGAAAAUACGAGCUCAAUUGAGCCUUCUCAAUCUGUAUCCAUCGAGACUCCAGAAGUACGACCGGAAAAAGUACCACGACAGUCUAGUAAGACAAAUAAAAGAGGGCAUGAUCAGGAAGGCUCUCCACGAGAGCUUGACAAGCGUCCAUCGGGGAAGCGCCGCGCAGGCUAG
This is a messenger RNA of Aspergillus pseudotamarii, 537 nucleotides long. RefSeq lists its product as uncharacterized. The transcript has a single exon. NCBI's taxonomy places the organism in Eukaryota, Fungi, Ascomycota, Eurotiomycetes, Eurotiales, Aspergillaceae. The coding region runs from base 1 to 537 and encodes 178 amino acids. The record is from RefSeq and is a predicted model, not a curated record.